Molecule: messenger RNA, 2759 nt
Organism: Esox lucius (northern pike)
Lineage: Eukaryota; Metazoa; Chordata; Actinopteri; Esociformes; Esocidae
Gene: nphs2
Product: NPHS2 stomatin family member, podocin
Exons: 9
Coding region: 600-1835 (411 amino acids)
Cellular component (GO): plasma membrane
Source: RefSeq, a predicted model, not a curated record
CAUGGGUGAACAAUUUUUAGGGACACGUUUUUGUCUAGAUAGUGUCACUUUUACAACCAGUCGGGCAAAAUCGCGCAUAUCAUCUUAAACUGCCAAUUUAUUUUUCAACGAACACCUUAUUGUAAAAAUGUUUUCAUUUAGAAAGACUAAUUUAAGUGGUUUCUUGCAACACUGGGCAAGUAACUUCGCUCGCUAGUGUACAUCGACGGUUUAAUUGAAUUCUGGGAGGAUGUGACUUUCCUACAUGAAAAACAGGGCAACACUGACAUCAGCUUUUUGGAAAAGAGGAAAAACAUCUUGUCAGCACAUUCCAUACAUGUAACUCCCCCAGCAAACAGAUGUACAAGGUUUCCCUAUUUCCAUAGAGGAUCCAACCAUGUUCACCUCACGUGACUUGCUGUGAUUAAAAAAGUGGUGUCAGAAUGUGUGGGAGUGGGUCUCUCUCUCUCUCUGAUUGCGUCAGAAGGGAUAACAGCAAAGGAUAACAAGCAUCUCCAACUAGCUGUGCUUGCCUUAGGCCUCCUCCCUGUCCUGUAAUUUAUUUCAAGGACAAGAGAGCCUCCCAAACAACCAACUGACAUUUCAGUAGUUUGGGUUGGAUGCUUCCCACCACAGAAUUUCCAAGAAGGAUGGAGAAAUGUCCAGAGUCCUCUCACCACUCUUCAAAAGCUGCAAGGGUGGCCAAGAGGGAAAGAUCCGGAUCCCCGACUUCCAGGGGCCACCGUCACAGGAGCACCAAAACGGUAAGGCUACCAGAGGAACACAGGAGGAAAGAGAGACCAAGGAGGGAUCUCCAGAUGCCAGAGACUAAGGGAGAGGCGGAUGAAGCGAUAGAUGGUCCAGUGAAGUCCACCUCAACUGUUGUGGAUGUGGACAAUGUGAGGCAGGAGGGAGAGGAGAACCAUGAGUUCAUGUCACUUCUUGAGAGCGAGUGGCAGGAAGAUGGCAUGAAAGAAAAGAGUCUUGGGGUGUUUGAGUGGCUCCUCUUGGUGUUGGCUCUAGCCCUUGUCAUCCUAUUCUGUCCUUUUUCCAUCUGGUUCUGUGUGAAGGUGGUGCGGGAGCACGAGAGAGCCGUGAUCUUCCGAUUGGGUCACCUACUGCGAGGGAGACCCAGGGGACCAGGCCUACUCUUUUACUUCCCACUUCUUGAUGUUUGCCAUAAAGUGGACAUCCGUCUGAAAAUGCUUAAGGUGCCACCUCACACAGUGGUAACCAAGGAUCUGGUGAGCACCGAGGUGAGUGCGGUGUGCUACUACCGAAUAGAGAAUUUGGCUCGAUGCUGCACGGCUUUGUCCAUGGUGAUCCCGGUGCUCCAGGCCCUUGUGCAGGAGGCCGACAGAUACGUUUUAGCCCACCACAACUUUACCCACAUCCUUCUGGACCGGAAGAGGAUCUCCCAGGAGAUACAGGUUUCUAUUGAUUCCAUAGCUUGCCAGUGGGGGAUCAAAGUGGAGAGAGCAGAGAUAGAGGACCUUUGUCUUCCCCUUGAGCUACAGCAGAGCCUUGCGGCAGAAGCUGAGGCUAAGAGACAAGCCCAAAUCAAAGUGAUUGCAGCAGAGGGAGAGAAGGCAGCUUGUGAGGCUCUGAAGGCUUCGCUGGACUCCCUCUCUGGCUCCCCUGCCGCCGUCCACCUCCGUCUCCUUCAGCUGCUACACACUUUCCGCACCGAGAGCCCAGCUAUAGUCCUCACUCUCCCCUCUGACCUCCUAACCCUACCCUCUGACCUCAAACCUAUAACCUUUCCCACCCCAGUGCCAUUUGUGGCCACGACCAAUUCCAGUUCAACCGGAGGAGAGACCAAAGGGGAAGAAAGGACCGACUCCCCCAUGAUGUAGCAGAUUGAAACCAAGGGAAGCAUCUUAAUUCAGAAUUGUGGCUGCCCUUGUCGGCAGAACUAUUGGUUCGCUGGUCGAUACCAGAGAACCAAUAGGCUUUGGCCACUGCAGUUCUCCAAUAUCAAUGAAAAUAAUGCACAUUUUUUAAAAAGCAUUUUUUUUAUGUAUUAAUGUGAAAAGUACACCCCCUGGAAAGUUGUUUUUUUCUUUACAUAUUUGGACACAGAUAUUUGAGAUACAUUUCAACCACAUCCCAAAUUUUUUUUUAAAUCACUCCAAAAACGUUUACUUUGAAAGUGGUGGAACUGGAAUUGCCAAGGUUUACAGAUUAUUCCAAAAACCAUUUAUGUAAUUAUAAUAAACAGAAAUGCAUGUGUGUAUGGUAAGACAUCAUGCCAAUCAAAAGACCUUUCCAAGUCCCAAAAAAGAAAUAUUAUUAUUGCCCAUGUCUGUGAGGGGUUACAAGGCCAUUUCCAAGUUAUUUUAAGUACAUAAUCCCACUGUCUGAUGGAUCAUCUACAUAUGGAGAAAUACCUGACCACAGACAAUCUACAUAGGACAGGUCAUCACACCAGAUUCCCUAAGAGUUGACAGAAAGAUGGUCAUAGAAGUCUUUAAGAACUCCAGAGUCAGGGGCGGCCCAGAAUGUUCUGCCGCGCUAGGCAAGACUAAAUGAAAUGCAUCGAAUUUGAUUGUCUGACAUCAGUUUCAGCAUUUAUUUAGUCUCCACCUAGAGUGGCUUUUAGCUACCAAGGAUAGUGGGAGUGAACUACAGAAGUGUGAACGUGGUGAGGGAGGGAACUGCAGCAACACAAGGAGUUGGAGGCUGGGUUGCCGCCGACGGCUGCUGACCAAACGAGGCUUCAUUAGCUUUAAUUUAGCAGCAGGAUAUUAUGCUGGCAGCACUCAGAUUUUGUUGAUCAC